Molecule: messenger RNA, 5010 nt
Organism: Darwinula stevensoni
Lineage: Eukaryota; Metazoa; Arthropoda; Ostracoda; Podocopida; Darwinulidae
Source: the annotation of a GenBank genome assembly
AUGGAACAGAAGGAGGAAACUCCAUAUGAGAAGGGGCAGAAGGUAAAGCAUCCAAAUGUAAAAGAACAGAGCCUUGAGGAGGAUGUUCUAGGAACUGGCUUUGAGAGUGAAUCGACAGAAGAGCAUCUAGAUGAGAUGGAACAGAAAGAAAUGCAUCCAGAUGAGAUGGAACAGAAGGAAAAGCAUCCAGAUGAGAUGGAACAGAAGGAAAAGCAUCCAGAUGAGAUGGAACAUAAGGAGGAAACCCUGUAUCAUUUGGGGCAAAAGGAAGAGCUUCCAGAUGAAAAGGAGGAGAGCAUUGAUGAGAGUGUUUCAGGAACUGCCUUUGAGAGUGAAUGGACAGAAGAGCAUCCAGAUGAGAUGGAACAGAAAGAAGAAGCUCUAUAUCAUAUGGGGCAGAAGGAAGAGCAUCCAGAUGAAAACGAACAGAGCUUCGCGGAGGGUGUUCCACGUACUGGCUUUCAGAGUGAAUGGACAGAAGAGCAUCUAGAUGAGAUGGAACAGAAAGAACAGUCUCCAAAUGAGAUGGAACAUAAGGAGGAGACCCUGUAUCAGAUUGGGCAAAAGGAAGAGUAUGUAGAUGAAAUAGAAGAGUGCAUUGGUGAGGGUGUUUCUGGAUCUGCCUUUGAGAGUGAAUGGACAGUAGAGCAUCCUGAUGAGAUGGAACAGAUGGAUGAAACUCCAUAUGAGAGGGAGCCAAAGGUAAAGCAUCCAGAUGAAAAGGAAGAUAGUUUUGAUAAUGGUGUUCCAGGAACUGGUCCUGGGACUGCGUUUGAGAGUGAAUGGACAGAAGACCGUCCAGAUGAGACAGAGCUGAGGGUUAUUGUUGAUGAUGCUCCUGAAUAUGCUGCUUUGAGCAAAGUGCCUUUUUCUCAAAUAAGAGACAUUCAUGUUUUUCAAGAAUCUCCAGAAGAUGAACAUGUUUUUCAAGGAGACGAUGGUAACAAUGUGAGAGUUUACAAGGAUCCUUCAGAGAUGGAAUAUCUGACUCUGGAUCAUCAUCCUCCUAUGACUUUAGAUCUCUCAUUCCAUGAAGUAUCUGAAACAGAUGAGUACGAUCAUGAACACCCCCUGUACAGAACAGCGGCGAGAACCUCCGAAGUAGAAUUACCCCAUGGUGAAUAUCAUCCUGGAGAAGAAUCAGGAGACCAAGUGCCUGAAGAGAUGAACAGCAGAAAGAAGCUUGUGGUUCUGAUAGAGAAAAAUAAACUGCAGGAAAGGCAUGAAGCUCAUAUUCAUCCUGUAAUGCCAGAGUUUUCAUGUGAUGAAAAAGUGUCUCAAGUUGUUGAAAAUUUGAACCAACCCCAAUACUGUUCUGUGGAGAAUAUGUCUGAAGCAGAAUUGCUCCUGGAACUAUCAAUAUUUUCUCUUCCUGGAGAAGAUUCUUCUGAAGAUUGGAGAAAGCAUAUAUCAGAUGAGAUUGCCAGAAAUCCUAUGGAGAAGAAGCCUUUCGAUUCGGAGGAUGCAGAUGGGUCUGCCCAUCACCCUUCUACCCAUGGAGCAUCUGGGUUUGGAUCUCAUGCCUUACAAAUGCAUGACUUCAUGGAAGAGGAACUGCAUGUGCCUGCAAAGGGAACAAAGCCGUUAUCAGAUGAGAAAGAUGUCCCCACCUCUAGUGUCGCUGAAGAACCUUUGAGAGAGUCUGCCUGUCCAGAGAUAUGGGAAGUUUAUGAAGAUAUGACAAAAGAAGGCAUUCCUUCUUUCUUCGUUGAGACUGAGGAAGGGCUGGAUGAAAAUGAUGAAGCAGAUGGCAGGCAUUUCUCAUCUGACCUUGAUACUGCUAUUGAUGGUGAUUUUCUACAGACAGAUGGUGUUCAUGAGAGAUACAUGGAACCAAAUGUAUAUAAGUGUGAGGAUCUGGAGCCAUUUCUGCUAGAGGAGGGGGGCUUGACAGGAUUCAAGUGUGAUGAGGAACAUCACAUCUGUGAGAGUUAUGUGGGACAACCUGUGAGUCAGAACAAAGGGCAGGAAGAAAAUCUUGUUGAGAGUGCUCCUGCAUUGUUGACAAUUCCAGAUGAUACCCAAAUUCAACACAUGGAAGAAAAACAGAGAAUAUCUGUCGAUGUUCCAAAGGAGUUGAUUAAGUCAGAAGGAGCUGCCAAGGAAACCCCUGACGGCUCUUUUGGAGUUCCAGUGUUUUCUGGUAUGAUUCCUUGCCCUGAUGUUCAUUCUGAGGGAGUUGCAGACCCUGUUGAUGGGACACAUGGGAAUUUUAAGACAGUGUCUGUGAUAUCUGAGAAAGGGAUCUCUCACCCCAGUAUUGAGAAUCUGACUGAUGUACCUGAGGGAAAACCGGUUGGUGAUGUAAAUGAAUGGUUGGUUUUUGAUGAUGGACAGCUUGGAACAGCAGGAGCCGAAGACAAGAGAACGUACCGAGAUGUUCUCCUGUCGGGACUGUUGCAGCAGCAUGAACCCUGUGAUAGUAAUCGUGAUGACUUUAGAGAUUAUCAGCAGGCCCAGAAGGAAAAUGAAGACUCUGCUAAAUCAGAAGUGGAAAAUUUUGACAAGAAAAUCAUGGUGGAUGUGAAAUCUCAGCAUUCCAUCCAAGAAUCUGCUCCCCUUGAGAAAGCAGCUAUUCAUCUGCCAGACGAGGAAGAACUCAAGGAAGAUUUCACUGGUUUUAUGGCAGGAGCCCAGAUAGACACAGACUUGGUCCUUCCCAGCCCAAAAGAUUUUCUUCAAGAAGACCAUCAAAACUCCUCUGCUAGCAAUGAGUCUGUCUCUUCUCAAUCAGAAACUGAUGGAGAAAUACUGAAAGCUCAUGAUGAUGCAUUGACUGUAGAAGCACAGUAUGCCUCUAUUCAUGGCAGGUCUAUUCAGGAAACUGAGCAAGACAUUUCCAAUGGAGUGGCCUUGAUCAGUUCAUUCAUAGCAGAAACCUCAAAGGACUUCCAGAUUGUUUCAUCAACUGCAAUGCCACGAUCAGAUCUAUGUCAGAGACUGAAGGAGCUUGAAGUGUGCAUCAAUGGCCACAUUCACAAGCUGCUUCUCCUGAAGGCUCAGCAACGGAGGUGCGGCUUGGAGGAAGGGCCGUUCACGAGACGUCUCAUGGCAGAGUCCCUGCAGCUCAGGUUUCAGAUUCAGGAAUCAAGAGGGCAGGCUGACUUGGAGGAGCUCAGGGAUUCAUUCAAGCAGAUCAUGAAUGGAAGUGAAUCAGGAAUCUCCUCACUAAUAGAACAAUUCAGUCCUGAAUCUCCAACAGAAUCUCCUCUCAAUGAACUCUAUCAAGAAGCUGUGAUAAAAUCUAACCAGAUAUCUGAUGAAGAACAGGCAAAGAGGAAGGAAGAGUUUGAGUCAUGCCUAGAAACAAUGAGGAAUCUUGGUCGAUGGGCUUCCCUGAGUCAGAAUGAACUUUUGACUCUCCAACCCUGUCCAGCCAGUGUUCAGGAGAUUGAGGGUCUAUGGCGAGAAUAUGAGAGAAGAAUGGCAGAAGUAAAUGAUCUGGAGAAGUGUGUGCCUGCCUUCAAUGAUACAGGGAUCCUAGAGACACUUCGAGAUCUGAGGAAGAACUUCUCAGCCAUUAAAAAUGGCCUGGAUGCCUUGCAGGAGCAACUGAGUAAACAGGAGACCCUCCAGGCCCUCACCGGGAAGUCACUCAGUGGUCUCCUAGAAAUUGAGCAUGCAAUGCAAGAGGAUUGGAAUGCAGGACAAAUCCUGUCACAUGUAGAGGGACUGUGUACAGAGAGAGAGGAGUUAUCAGAGGCCCUCAUUUCUCAUGGCAUCACCCAACCUCAUGCCUCUCAAUUCAAUCAUGUACUCAAGCUAUGGGAAGAAUUGUGCAUGGAGGCCCACGAGCAUUAUACAACCCUUUUGUCCCGUAUGGGAGCGAUCGAAGUGAGGCAAUGCCACGAGCGGCUCAUGGCAUUGGGCGAGGAGGCUCUUGUCGAUGAGAUACCCUCUGGGCCUCUUCUCCUUCAUGCCCAUGCUCAACGUCUUCAAGUGCUUCAGUGCCUUGUGUCUAGUCAGCUGGAGGCCUCAUUCAAGGACAGUGAGACUGAACCUUUGGCAUCCAGACAGAGGAAUCUCCUGUCGAAGGUGUCUUCUCGACUGAAUCAUGUGAAUCGAUUGCUUCACUGCUGGGAGGAGGCAAAGUCUGCAUUGGAACAAUACGGGGCUUGGGUACGAGCUCGUGAGAGAGAGAACGAGGAAAUAAUGUGUGAAUAUCCAAGCAUUGCUGAGAUUCCGAUCCUUGCUCAACGUUUCCUGAAAAUGCAAGAGAAACUGAACACGGAGACGCUGGAAGAGCCAUGCAGAAGGUCAUUGGAGGCGCUCGAACAGGAACUGAAGAAAGGAGACGGAGACAGAAGAAGCGAAUGGAGGGUGCUGGCAUCCUCCUUCCAGUCGUGGCACACCCGGGAGAAGAACCUGAGAGCCGGGAUCCAUACGUGGAUGGACCACUUGGAACGACUUCAGGGUUCCAUCAAGAAGUUCUUCCUUCUCUUCGGAGGCAUCCACAAGUGCCUUGUCGAGUGCCAAAGGUUCCUUGGCACUCUCCACAAUGCCACCCUAUUGCAGGAAUGGAGGCAUGUCUUGAGGAAUCUUCCGAUGGAAGAAAUGAGGACCGAAAUGGACCGAGCGAGCGAAGGCGUGAGCGUGAGAGAUCGGCAUUCGAUGCAGCAUCACGUCUGGGCUCUUCAGUCCCUCCAUGCCUCCCUUUUGCAACAGAUCCAAAACCAACUUGGGACUCUCGAGUCUGCCGCAUUUUCCAGAUGGAGCGUCCGGGGAAUGCUGGGCGGAAGUUCGAGAUACCUGAGUCGGGUGCUGCGGGCAGCCCUGCCCGUCCAGGCGUUCAUGCUCCUCCUCUUGGGACUAACUGCGCUCUACCCAAUGUGCGAGGACGAGUUCGAGUGCAUCUGGUCUAACAGCUUUCGGGAUUCUCUGCAGCCUAUGCUUGCCUAUCGGGGGGGAUCCCCGCCCGUCUAGUCGCUUCCUUUUCUUCGUGCCGGUGAGGUCCUGGGUUUCUUGAGGUUAAUGAUGACUUGCAAUAAAUUUCCUUUUAUUUCUGCAGCG